Cynoglossus semilaevis (tongue sole) is the source of this 1415-nucleotide messenger RNA. RefSeq names its product cysteine dioxygenase, type I (gene cdo1). Gene Ontology annotation, molecular function: ferrous iron binding; cysteine dioxygenase activity. The record is from RefSeq and is a predicted model, not a curated record. The transcript has 5 exons. Lineage: Eukaryota; Metazoa; Chordata; Actinopteri; Pleuronectiformes; Cynoglossidae. The coding region runs from base 98 to 703 and encodes 201 amino acids. Gene Ontology annotation, biological process: L-cysteine catabolic process.
CAGGGUUUGACAAGAGAGUGAGUUGUUGAUUCAAAAAAAGGAAAAGUUAAAAAAAAAAAAUUAGUAAAUAAAAACAGCCCAGGUGAAGAAAAGAAAAAUGGAGCAAACCGAGGUGAUGAAGCCUGAAACCCUGGAUGAUCUGAUCCAAGUCCUGCACCAGAUCUUCGAGAGUGACUGCAUUAAUGUUGAGGAGGUCCAAAAUAUCAUGGAAUCCUAUGAGAGCAAUCCUCAGGAUUGGAUGAAAUACUCCAAGUUCGACAAGUACAGAUACACAAGGAACUUGGUAGAUGCUGGAAAUGGCAAGUUUAAUCUCAUGAUUCUCUGCUGGGGUGAGGGCCACGGCAGCAGUAUCCAUGACCACACAAACUCCCACUGUUUCAUGAAGCUGCUGCAGGGUCAGCUGAAGGAGACGCUGUUCGAGUGGCCAGAUGGCAAAUGUCGUGGUGAUAUGGUCCAGAGGUCACAGCGUGUGCUGCAGGAAAACAAGGUUGCGUACAUAAAUGAUUCCCUGGGCCUGCAUCGUGUGGAGAACGUCAGCCACACUGAGUGCGCUGUCAGUUUGCACCUGUACAGCCCGCCCUUCCAGUCCUGCCAGACCUUUGACCAGCGGACAGGGCAUAGAAACACGGUUAAGAUGACAUUCUGGAGCAAAUUUGGAGAGAGGACUCCUUUUGAGAACUCAGUCUCUCAAGAGAACAACUGAAGCUGGCAUCGAACGUUGACAACAACCACGUUCACAUGUCAAUAUGAAAACGACUUAAGAAGUAAAAUGUGGAUCUAUAACAACUGAGCAAAGCAUCUCACAAACAGGAUGAGGCCGGUUCAGAAGAAGACACAAUAAUAAGAAUGACAUUAUCACUGCCUCAGAGUAAGCUUGGUAAACACCCAUGAGCACAGGAUGACUGCAUGAACAGGUUUGGAAAUGGAUUAAAUGUCGUUUGUUUGCUAGACCUAAGGAGAGCUUUUUUCCAAUAGCAACAUUCCUGGUUUUCCAUGACCUGUGUGCCCACAUUUCUGUCAAGUUAUGGCCCACAAUUGGAAAUAGAGCUCAAGCAUUGCAAAUAUGGGGAAGAUAUUGUUGUGUACAAGAAAAGCAAUAUUAUUUUCAUUGGGGCAUUUGCAUGACUGUUUAAAGUCAAUAGAAACUAGUCUUAACACCUUUAAAAAAAAGUAAUGAAAAGUAAGAAUGUGUUGUACAGUCUUUGCCUUAAGAUGAAGAAUUGUAAAGCUUUAGAUUCCUGUUUUUUGUGUGAUGUAAUUUAUUUACAGAGCACUCUGCAAAUGUGAAAGGAGUGUUUAAAUCAACAAGUUGCCAAGUUUCUUUCUAAAGUAUUCAUGUUCGCCUUUCGACCAAUGGACAUUGGGGGUGUGUUGUAAUAUUGGCAGUAAAUAAAUCUUUAUUUGUACAAAAUCUU